Lagopus muta (rock ptarmigan) is the source of this 3415-nucleotide messenger RNA. RefSeq names its product mitochondrial rRNA methyltransferase 3 (gene MRM3). Gene Ontology annotation, biological process: RNA processing. Lineage: Eukaryota; Metazoa; Chordata; Aves; Galliformes; Phasianidae. Gene Ontology annotation, molecular function: RNA methyltransferase activity; RNA binding. The transcript has 4 exons. Bases 1 to 1305 code for a protein of 434 amino acids. The record is from RefSeq and is a predicted model, not a curated record.
AUGACGUCAUCGAGCCCGACCUUCCCGCCGCGCACAGUGAUGAUGUUCGGAGACGGCGGCGCAGCUCUGACGUCGCGGAUCAAGAUGGCGGCGCUGAGGCGCGCCGUGCCGGUGCUGAGUCGGGCGCUGGCGGGGCCCGGUGGGGCGGCCCCGGGACGGCGUUGGGUGCGAGCGCUGAGGCGUAGCCCUGUGCGGGUGCUGCCGCCGCUGAAGGAGCAGGCCAAGGCGCGGCAGAGCCCCGUGGAGCACCAUCCGCCUCUCCCGGCUGUGGAGCGGGACUCGGCCGGGCCCGGGCUGUGGUACGAGAAGGCGUCGCCCGGCGACAGGAGCCUGGGAAAAGUGGUGACCAUCGCUAAGUCGCGGAGUUUCCGCGACCGCCACGGGAAAGUGCUGCUGGAGGGGCAGAGGCUGAUCCGGGACGCGCUGGAGGCGGGCGCCGUGCCCCAGGCUUUGUUCUUCAGCACCGCCCUGCACCUGAGGGAGCUGCCGCCGGCACCGCUGAAGGGAGCCCGCCUGGUGAGGGUGAGGUUCGAGGACAUCAAGUGCUGGUCCGACGUGGUGGCCCCGCAGGGGAUGAUAGGGAUCUUCUCCAAGCCUGACCAUGCCAAAAUGUCCUACCCUACUGCCCAGCUGCCCCUAGUUCUCAUCUGCGACAACAUCCGGGAUCCAGGAAACCUGGGGACUAUUCUGAGAUCUGCAGCAGGAGCAGGUUGUGAAAAAGUGUUGCUCACCAAAGGCUGUGUGGAUCCAUGGGAGCCAAAGGUGCUUCGUGCAGGCAUGGGAGCUCACUUCCGAGUGCCCAUUGUUGCCAAUCUGGACUGGGAAUCUGUUCCCAACAACCUUCCUUCUGGUGUGCGGGUCUGCGUGGCUGACAACAAAGACCCAGGGGUUCAGGCUGAGACAGAACCCACACCCCAGGGAGCUGGCAGGUUUGGCUCCCCUUCUGGCAACCCAAAGGCUCCUGUAAAACCCAAACGCAAGGCUGCUCCUCCUGAACAUGAGGAUGAGGAGGGAACGGAGGGCGUCUGCACCUCGGAGCUUGCUGCACAGUAUUACUAUGAGAACUGGAUACGGUCCCCAGCAGCAGUCGUGGUUGGUGGAGAGACCCAUGGCCUGAGCCCAGAUGCACUUCACCUUGCAGCCAGCACAGGUGGGAAGAGACUGGUCAUCCCUGUGGUGCCUGGUGUGGACAGUUUGAACUCUGCUGUAGCUGCUGCCAUUGUGCUGUUUGAAGGGAAGAGGCAGUUGCAGUGGAGGAAGCACAAGCAAGAAGAUGAAAGGCAGAAGUUCCCAGUAGUGGGAUAAACUGCUGAGACUCGGGUGCUCAAGCAGCACCCCUUCCCUUUGGCACUCCGCAGAAGAAUUAAUUAAUAAAAGAGCAGCCUGGUCUGUUUUGUUUGCUAAGAGAUUGUUAAAUAGCUGUACCUGGAGCUAGCCUCUCUUGCUCCAUGCUAGUGCAAGUGGAGCAUGAGCUCCCCAACUUACCUGUGUGUGUGUGUGCUGGGGGUGGGAGGAGGGACACAGCUUGCCCUGUGCCUCACCAGGAACGCUGCAGAGAUAUGAGCAGAGCUCCAUUCACACCAAACCCCACGUAGCAGCUGCAGUAGCAUCAGUGCCAGCCUGGCCAGGGUGCUGCUGGCAAAGCAUGUCAUUCCUCUUGCAGCCCUUAGGCUGUGCAACCACCAGUACUGCUGGACUGCUUGCCUGGGGCCAAAGGAGCCACUGUACUUGUGGCUCUGGGUUAGGAAUGCCUGACAGCUGCCACCUGAGCAGCUCCUGUCCAUGCUUACACAAACCCUGUGCCUCAUCAGGCACUCCACCGUGGUGCAGGGCAGCAGAGCACCAAGAACUGUGCUACUGCCAGGAGGUGGCAGUGCCUGUCCCAAGCAGCUCAGCUCUAGCAGCUGGGCCUCAGCACUGAUAAAUUAUGAAUGAGGGACUGGAAGAGGGAGCUGCAGGCACUGCUGCUCCUCAGAUGGAUGUUCACAGUGAAAUAAAACCGGGGGCCCUGUCCAUGUCUCCUUGAGGACAGUAUUAGCUUGCACUAACACCCUCCUCCACUGCAGGACUGGGGGCUCCUGCCCACGUUGCAUGAUGCUCUCAGCUUCCCUGACAGCUGUGUGUUGACUGACAGCUCCUGUGACAGCGCUGGCUGCCACCUGCCUUCACUGGCUGUGAGUUGCAUGAGCUGCUCACUCAGCCACUGCUGGCUCCUGUUUCCUGUUACCACUGAAAGGUCAUCAAUAGGUCUGGUUGUGAGACACCCAGACUGCCAGCCUCCUCCACAUCUAAGCCCUGAUAGCUGAGGACUAAGCCGGUGUUAGCUCACAGCUGAAAGUGCUCCAGCCAACCAGUUCUAUCCCCACAGACUGGUUCUUGUGCUGGUUCCCAUCAAAUCGACCCCAUACAACCCAAUUCUAGGGCAGAAAAUUGCUGCUUUGCUCCAGUUCCUACCAAGCAGUGACCAGCGUGACCGUGGCAGGCAUUGCUGCCUCUCUGGGAGCCCCAACCGCAGUGUCCAGAGGGAAACAAAUACGGGCUCUUCCUGCCUACAAACAUCAGCCACUGCUGCAUGACCAAACACUACAGACACCGCGGUUCCAGUUCCAACCUCACUGUAACCGUUUUUCAAACCACAAACACAUCGAGAUUGCCCCCGAACCAGCAGGACCUGCAGUACACAGACAACGUGCGCUAGGUGGCAGUGGGGUCUGGAAGUGAUUCUAUUGCCUAGCUGCUCCACACGCAGCAAGAAUUGGGACUGCAAUCGCACUGCGCGCUCCCUUAACCCUGAGGUGGAUGGUAACUCACCAAAGCAUUAUUCCCUCAAAAAAUCCCCAGAAAAGAGGGGAUCUGAGUUGAUUCAGCUCAUCGGGGGCACUACGGAAGCAGGGCUGAGCCCACCUUCCAGCCUAGUGCUGGGGAGGGCAGUGAGCUGUGGCUGACAGCUCCACCGUGCUGCUGCUUCCUGACCGCCUCACAGCUCAGCUAACCAGCACCGAACACGAGAAUCUGAAACGUGCAAAACAACAAGAGAGAUUUACACCAUUUCUGCCUUUCCCGCACUUGGCUGCUUUUCCCAACUCCUGCCAGGGUGGGUUGCUGUAACAGUGAUAAAGGGAGAGGCUGUAAUCCUGCCAUUGCUGACAAACGAGCUGAAAGGAAACGUGGUAGCUCACACAACGCCCACUAUUGAGCUCCAGGACACCGCCCUGAUGGAAACAGCACCGGGGUCUGUGCUGGGCUGCGGGACGCGGCAACCGGCACCUCCCAGCUCGGUUAUUCGAUCAGUUUUAUUACAAAGUUCCAAUCACCAUGUACAGUUUUUACAAUGUCACUUUCGGGAGGGCUUGGCUGUGCUGCUAAGGACUGGAAUCUUUUUUUUUUCUUUUUUUUUUUUUUUUUUUUUAAAGAA